Molecule: messenger RNA, 235 nt
Organism: Racocetra persica
Lineage: Eukaryota; Fungi; Glomeromycota; Glomeromycetes; Diversisporales; Gigasporaceae
Source: the annotation of a GenBank genome assembly
UAGUGUGGUAGCUAAAACUUUAAAGAAUGUAAAGAUAAAAACAGCUCAAGAACUGUAUGAACAUUGGGCCAUGACAAUGGAAAUAGCAAGGGAUGUCUUAAUUUUAGCUCAAAAAAAACAGGUGAAAUAUUACAAUAAAGGUCAUAGAAACCUAGAAUUUCAGAAAAGAGACCAAGUUAUACUGUCGACACAAAAUCUAAUACCAGCAGCAGAUUAUUGGUCCUUACAGGAUUGA